AUGUCUAACACCAAAUUCACUCCAUUGGCCUUGCCGCCCAAGGUUACCCUCGAUGAUUUCAACAGAUUCAUCCAAGAGAUAACCGAUCUCGUUGGUAUCGACAAUGUCGAUGUUCUAACAUCCAAGGACCAAAUCGACGACAAGUCCUACAUGGACCCGACAUACACACAUGACCCUCACCAUGUCAUGGAGCAGGACUACUUCUUGGCAUCUGCCGUGGUAGCGCCGCGGAAUGUGUCCGAAGUCCAAACAAUCGUGCGACUUGCUAACACCCUAUCUUUUCCCCUGUGGCCUAUCUCCAUCGGACGGAACUCCGGGUAUGGCGGUGCCGCUCCUCGAGUCUCGGGCAGUUUAGUACUCAACAUGGGCAAGAACAUGAACAAGAUUCUAGAAGUCAAUGUGGAUGGCGCUUACUGCCUGCUCGAACCUGGUGUAACAUUCCAAGCGCUGUAUGACUACCUUGUCGCCAACAACCUUCAAGACAAGCUUUGGAUCGACACUCCCGAUCUUGGUGGAGGUUCAGUUCUUGGAAAUACCAUAGAACGUGGCGUUGGCUACACGCCGUACGGAGACCACUGGAUGAUGCAUAGUGGCAUGGAAGUUGUCCUUCCCAACGGAGAGCUUCUUAGAACCGGUAUGGGUGCGCUCCCAGACCCUAGCCGUCCAGAGACAGCGGGCCUGAAACCCGAGGACCAGCCUUGGAACAAGACUGCUCAACUAUUCAACUACGGCUUCGGUCCGUAUGUCGAUGGAAUUUUCACCCAGUCGAACUUUGGAAUCGUCACCAAGCUUGGCAUGUGGCUUAUGCCCAACCCCGGUGGAUAUCAGUCUUACCUGGUGACCAUCCCACGAGAAGAGGAUCUGAAGCAAGCGGUAGAUAUCAUUCGGCCUCUUCGUUUGAACAUGGCGCUUCAGAAUGUUCCUACAAUCCGACAUAUCCUUCUAGAUGCUGCAGUGAUGGGUUCUAAGAAGGACUAUACAUCGAAAACAGAGCCACUUGGGGAAGAGGAUUUGAACGAAAUCGCCGCAAAGCUCAAGCUCGGACGAUGGAACUUCUACGGUGCGCUCUAUGGCCCCGAACCUAUCCGGAAUGCUCUGUGGGGUGCCGUCAAAGAAGCAUUCUCCGCUAUUCCUGGUGCGCAGUUCUACUUCCCAGAAGAUACCCCCGAGAACUCUGUACUGCGCAUCCGAGAUAAAACCAUGCGAGGUAUCCCCACCUAUGAUGAGCUCAAAUGGAUCGACUGGCUUCCCAACGGAGCGCACCUAUUCUUUUCACCCAUCGCUCCGGUCCAAGGAAAGGACGCGAUGGAACAAUAUGCACUAACGAGGAAAAGAUGUCUCGAGGCUGAUUUGGACUUUAUUGGAACAUUCACAAUCGGCAUGAGAGAGAUGCAUCACAUCGUGUGCAUCGUUUUCAACAAAAAAGACGCCGAGCAAAAGAAGAAAGCACACUGGCUUAUCAAAACGCUCAUCGAUGAUUGCGCAGCUAGGGGCUGGGGAGAGUAUCGCACUCACUUGGCUGUUAUGGAUCAGAUCAUGGGCACUUAUAACUGGAACGACGGGGCGUUUUUGAAGUUCAACGAACUUCUGAAGAAUGCCAUUGAUCCAAAUGGUAUUAUGGCACCUGGGAAGUCGGGUGUUUGGCCACGCCAAUACAAGGAUGAGUGGAAGCUGUGA
Penicillium odoratum is the source of this 1677-nucleotide messenger RNA. Its product is annotated as FAD-binding oxidoreductase. The transcript has 5 exons. Gene Ontology annotation, molecular function: FAD binding; D-lactate dehydrogenase (cytochrome) activity; D-lactate dehydrogenase (NAD+) activity. The record is from RefSeq and is a predicted model, not a curated record. Gene Ontology annotation, cellular component: mitochondrion. Lineage: Eukaryota; Fungi; Ascomycota; Eurotiomycetes; Eurotiales; Aspergillaceae. Bases 1 to 1677 code for a protein of 558 amino acids. Gene Ontology annotation, biological process: lactate catabolic process.